AUGGCAAAGCCAGAGCCAAACACCAAAGAAUACAAACUCUUAAUAGGCGAUGAAGACGAAGUCGUCAACAUCACCAACAUCAAUGACAGUUUUCCAGAGAAAAGAACCUCACCGAUAAUAACCAAAAGCAUCAAAAAACCCGGACUCUUGACGAUACUAGCAAACACGGGCGCUCUGCCCAUACUGAGUUAUUGUGGCGCGAGCAUCUUGAUGACCGUGACGAACAAAUAUGUGUUGUCUGGGUAUGAUUUUAACAUGAAUUUUUUGUUGUUGACUAUUCAGUCGAUUGUAUGCGUUGCCCUUCUUCACGGAUUCAAAGCCUUCAAAUUGAUAAAUUUCCGAGAAAUUGAAUCACAUAUUUCGAAAAAAUGGCUUCCCAUUGUCGUUCUUUUGAUUGCAAUGAUUUAUACCGGAAGCAAAAGUUUACAAUAUCUGUCAAUACCGGUAUACACAAUCUUCAAAAAUCUAACGAUUAUUUUAAUUGCGUAUGGGGAAAUGCUGUGGUUUGGAGGAUCGGUUACUCGACUCAUGAUUACGAGUUUUUUAUUAAUGAUUCUCUCUUCAAUUAUCGCCGCAUGGGCAGACAUAAGUUACGCGUUAGAAACAGCGACAUCCCAAGUCUCGACAAUAAACAUCGGAUACUUUUGGAUGGGCACAAACUGUCUGGCGACCGCUUCAUUCACACUAACAAUGCGGAAACGAAUCACGUUGACGGGAUUCAAAGAUUUCGAUACGGUCUAUUAUAAUAAUUUGUUGUCGAUACCGCUGUUGGUUGUGAUGAGUUUCUUACUUGAAGAUUGGAGUGCAGAAAAUUUACAACACAACUUCCCCCCGGAAAUUCGAAAUCCACUUAUAAUAGCGAUGCUUUUUUCGGGAGUCUCAGCAUUCGGUAUCUCAUACUCAUCAGCAUGGUGUAUUCGAGUGACCAGCAGUACAACCUACAGUAUGGUUGGUGCAUUAAAUAAAUUACCAAUCGCUAUUAGUGGCAUGAUAUUUUUCGGGGAUCCGAUCACUUUUGGAAACGUGUCUGCUGUGUGUGUUGGUUUUAUCGCUGGUAUUGUGUAUACUGUGGCAAAAUCCGAUCAGAAAAAGGGCGGCGCAUCGCGACAUCAAACUGGUUAUUUGCCAAUGUCGGCGAGUAGUCAUAGCAUGCGUGAGGCAAAUCUUGCACAAAAGAGUGGGAAAGAGGAAGCGCCUUAA
Ambispora leptoticha is the source of this 1200-nucleotide messenger RNA. The record is from the annotation of a GenBank genome assembly. NCBI's taxonomy places the organism in Eukaryota, Fungi, Glomeromycota, Glomeromycetes, Archaeosporales, Ambisporaceae.